Messenger RNA from Hemisphaericaspora subhashii, 1392 nucleotides. RefSeq names its product putative protein kinase. NCBI's taxonomy places the organism in Eukaryota, Fungi, Ascomycota, Pichiomycetes, Serinales, Debaryomycetaceae. The record is from RefSeq and is a predicted model, not a curated record. Bases 1 to 1392 code for a protein of 463 amino acids. Gene Ontology annotation, biological process: protein phosphorylation. Gene Ontology annotation, molecular function: ATP binding; protein serine/threonine kinase activity. The transcript has a single exon.
AUGGCAGGCAUAUUCAAUAUGGAUGGAUAUUCCGAUGAUCCAAUAUCCGAACUUACAACUCAACUAGACUCCUCCACAUUAUCCGUAUCACCCAGAACAUCUAUAGGAACCAUCAACAGCACCACCAGUAAUAACAAUAUAAACUACCGACUUCUUCCAGAUAUAAUCGAACCCCAGGCAGAAGACGAACAUGACGAUGGUGACAUUCACACCCCGAUGGACUAUUUCCCUAGUGGUGGAAUACCCAUGCAACUGAAUCAACGUCACCGAAGGAAAUCAUCAAUCGCCAGUUCUUAUGAAGUGAAGAUCAGUUCUCCAUAUGCAUAUAGUAAUCAUCCUAAUGGGAUUGAUAUAUAUAAACCAAAACUAUCCGAUUUCGAACCGAUAAAAGUCUUAGGACAAGGAUCGUAUGGGAAAGUCUUGCUAGUUAGGGAGAAAUCUACCGGGAGAUUAUUUGCUCAAAAACAAUUAAAAAAAGUUUCAUUAAUCAUAAAUGAAUCCAACACGAUUCAUGAAAAAAAUUAUACUCGAACCUUGAAUGAAAAAGAAAUCUUAUCAAAAGUUAACCAUACAAAUAUUGUGAAAUUAUAUUAUACAUUCCAAGAUAAUGAUAAAGUAUAUCUUAUAUUAGAAUAUUUACAAGGAGGAGAAUUAUUUCAUCAUUUAGAACUUGAAAAAUUCAUGACUGAAAAAAAUGCCGCCUUUUAUAUUGCCCAAAUUAUCCUCGCGAUAAGAUAUUUACAUCUAAACCUAAAUGUCAUCUAUCGGGAUCUAAAACCGGAGAAUUGUAUGUUGAAUCAAUUCGGAUAUCUCGUGCUCACCGAUUUCGGACUCUCAAAAGUCGCUCUCGAAGAUCAAAAGCGUCAUUCCAUAACCGGCACCGCCCAAUACAUGGCCCCCGAGGUCUUGGCUGGGGAAGAAUAUGACUAUGCGGUAGAUUGGUGGUCCCUUGGGUGUGUGGCGUUUGAUUUAUUAACCGGAUCAGCCCCCUAUACGGGUUCAAACCCCAAGAAAAUCCUCGAAAAGAUUAACAAGAAGGGCACGUUGAAAUUUCCAUUUUAUUUAAGUAGUGAUGCCAAAGAUUUCUUAAAGAAAUUAUUAACGGUUGAUCCCGAUAAGAGAUUGAAUAUUGAUGAAGAAUUUGAAACCAAAGUGAAGAAACAUGCAUUUUUUAAAAAUAUUGAUUGGAAACAAUUGGAAAAUGCCGAAGAGAAUGAGGUUAUGCCUCCGAUAUUGCCGAUAAUUACUGAUCCUGUAUUGGCGGAGAAUUUUGAUAGUGAGUUUACGGAAUUGGCAUUUACUCCUCAGUUGAAUAAUAAUUUGGGGAAGGAUAUUUUGAAUAUUAAGGGGUUCACUUAUACGAAUCCGAAGUUUCUUGAUACAUUCUCAUAG